Arabidopsis arenosa is the source of this 2162-nucleotide messenger RNA. Lineage: Eukaryota; Viridiplantae; Streptophyta; Magnoliopsida; Brassicales; Brassicaceae. The record is from the annotation of a GenBank genome assembly.
GAGAGAGAGAAAGAGAAACAAAGAGAGCGAUAAAGAGAUGGGUGGAGAAGAGAGAUCAGAAGAUAGACCAAAAAGAGGGGAAGAUGUUGACGCUGGUUCUCUCUUCGUCCUUAAAUCCAAAGGGACAUGGUGGCACUGCGGAUUCCACUUGACGACGUCUAUAGUGGCGCCGGCAUUACUGAGUCUACCGUACGCUUUCAAGUUCUUAGGAUGGGUUGCCGGAAUAUCCUGUUUGGUGGGAGGAGCAGCCGUCACUUUCUACUCGUACACCCUUCUUUCUUUAACACUCGACCACCACGCUUCCCUCGGCCACCGUUACCUCCGCUUCCGUGACAUGGCUCACCACAUCCUCGGUCCGAAAUGGGGGAGGUAUUACGUUGGACCAAUACAAAUGGCGGUGUGCUAUGGUGUGGUUAUUGCGAAUGCGCUCUUGGGAGGGCAAUGCCUUAAGGCAAUGUAUUUGGUAACGCAGCCAAAUGGGGAAAUGAAACUCUUUGAGUUUGUGAUUAUUUUUGGAUGCUUACUUUUGGUUUUGGCCCAAUUCCCAUCCUUUCACUCUCUACGAUACAUCAACUCAUUUUCUCUCCUCCUCUGCCUUCUCUAUAGUGCUUCUGCCGCUGCUGCCUCCAUCUACAUUGGAAAAGGAUCAAAUGCACCAAAGAAAGACUAUACUAUAGUUGGUGACCAAGAAACUAGAGUGUUUGGAAUCUUUAAUGCUAUGGCUAUUAUCGCCACCACAUACGGCAACGGCAUCAUACCCGAAAUUCAGGCAACAAUAUCUGCACCGGUGAAAGGAAAAAUGAUGAAAGGGUUGUGUAUGUGUUACCUUGUAGUGAUAGUGACAUAUUUCACUGUAGCAAUCACCGGAUAUUGGGCAUUUGGUAACAAAGCCAAUGGAUUUAUAUUCACCAAUUUCUUAAAUGCCGAGACAGGCCAUUACUUAGUUCCUACUUGGUUUAUUUUUCUCGUCAAUCUCUUCACCGUUCUUCAACUUUCGGCUGUUGCUGUGGUAUACCUACAGCCUAUAAACGAUAUUUUGGAAAGUGUAAUCAGCGAUCCAACAAAAAAAGAAUUCUCUAUCCGCAAUGCCAUCCCUCGACUAGUUGUGCGUUCCCUCUUCGUCGUGGCGGCUACAAUCGUUGCAGCAAUGCUUCCAUUUUUUGGCGAUGUAAACUCCUUGUUAGGGGUGAGUGCUAUGGUAGCGGCAGUUAGACAGAUUAUAAUCGAUGCUAAUACAUAUAAGUCAGUCUCUGCCCUCAACAAGCAUCAUCAAGGACUCUUCUCCUUCACUCGCUAUGAAAACCAUGACUCUCUCCCUUCGAAAAUGCCAGCUCUUCGAUCAACCACCCGCUCUUUCCUCGAUUUUUAUCAGUUCGGGAACAAGAAAGCGAUUGAAGAUGAGCGUACUAGACUUAAUGAUGAGAUGAAUCGGGGAUACUUUGCUGAUAUGAAAGAAUUCAAGGAUCAUGGUGGUAAGAUCGCAGCUGCAAAUAAGACUAUAAUUCCUGCUGCGUCAGCCAUCAAAUUUCCGGUAUUAGCAGUGACUUUCUCUAAUGGAAAAAGCCUAAAGUUGCCUAUUACUCCCAACAGCAAUGAGGUUGACACAGAGAGUUUGGCUGUCCCUAAAGUAUCAUUGGUGUGUCUGUCUUUCCGAGCAAGCUCUCAGGAAAUGAUCAGCUCGUGGAGCAAACCAUUCCUUGAAACAUUUGGCAACAGGAAAGAUCUUCAGCUGUUUGAGGUUUCAUUUAUAGACAAAUGGCUGCUGGGCUUGGCCCCCAUAAGAAAACUACUUCUCCGGGUCUUGCAAAAACCAAACAAUAACGAGAACAGUGUCCUCCAGAGGCAGGCUGUUUACGCAUUUGGGGACCAUUACAACUUCCGUAAACAAAUUAAAGUUCUGAACCUUCUCACUGGGUAUAUUCUCCUACUCGACAAAUCCGGGAGGAUAAGAUGGCAAGGUUUUGGAACAGCAACUCCAGAGGAAGUAUCUCAACUUCUCUCUUGCACCUCACUUCUCUUGGAAGAUCAGUGAGAGAUCGUUGCUUAAACUGGAGACCGUCUCAAAAGACAAGUCCUCCUCCUUUACUCUCAUGGAGGAUGUCGUCGAAGAAUUUAUUUUCAGAAGGGCGCACAAAAGACAAAAAUAAAGUAUCUCUUAUCUU